UAGUACAGAGAGAGGUGGGAGCGCAGAGGCAGGGCAGUCGCUAUGAGUGAGGGAUAAUGACAGACCGGCACGGCCGGAGUUUAGCAGAAAAAUAAGAGCCCUCUGAGCAGAAUCUAGAACCGCCGCGAAAACCCACUAAACCCCGCGGCGGAAACAUGCGUUCUGACAGAAAUUUGCGCGUCCGUGUUUCACUUGUGCCUUUGCUAACACCUUCAGGGAGUUCACAUGUUUCUGCGCGUCGACAAGGAGGCAAUGUUUAGGCGCAGACGAGCGACGGAGCCCCGCGGAGUUUGGAUGUGUGUUUGGUAGCUUGUCAGAUGAAAGAGUACAGUUUGUUGAAUCGAGAGAAACCGCUUCAAGGAGCACCACGAAUGUAGCCUCCAAGGGGAAAGGCGAAACACUGUACCUGCCAGUGUCUUCCUUUGGUCACCCUGCUGUGUGUUUCGGUUUCUCGUAGUUCUGUGAGGCUAACAUAUAGGAGAGGAUGCAGGUGAAGAAGCAAAGGGACUCGGACCGGAGCGGCGGGGACAUACUGGAAGGAGACGGCCUCCGCAAAAACUCUUCAUGUUUCUCAAAUAUCAAGAUAUUCUUGAUAUCGGAAUGCGCCCUGAUGUUGGCACAGGGCACCGUCGGAGCAUACCUGGUGAGUGUGCUGACCACCCUGGAGCGGCGAUUCAACCUGCAGAGUGCUGACGUCGGAGUGAUAGCCAGCAGCUUUGAGAUAGGCAACCUGGCACUUAUCCUGUUUGUCAGCUAUUUUGGGGCCAAAGCUCAUCGGCCCCGUCUGAUCGGCUGCGGUGGCAUCGUCAUGGCACUCGGCGCUCUUCUCUCAGCUUUGCCUGAGUUUCUGACAAAUCAGUAUGAGAUAGGGGAAGUGUGGAGGACUAACGAGGGUCGGGAUGUUUGCUCCAACACUAGCAGUAUGGUGGCUCAGCAAGCUGAGAAAAUUGUGUGCGAGAACAAGGCCAACACCAACAUGAUGUACCUGCUGCUGAUCGGAGCCCAGGUCCUGCUGGGGAUUGGAGCCACACCAGUGCAGCCCCUGGGGGUUUCCUAUAUUGAUGAUCACGUAAAGAAGAAAGACUCCUCACUUUAUAUAGGAAUCCUCUUCUCUACACUGGUGUUCGGGCCUGCCUGUGGUUUCAUCCUUGGAUCCCUGUGCACUAAAUUUUAUGUGGACGCCAUCUUCAUUGACACUAGUAAGCUGAACAUCACUCCAGACGACCCGCGGUGGAUCGGGGCCUGGUGGGCAGGCUUCCUCCUGUGUGGUGCCUUACUCUUCUGCUCUGCUGUCUUGAUGUUUGGCUUCCCUCAGUCACUGCCAACAAAGGAGCGGGAGGAGGGAGCAGACAGCGAGCAAGUUAUGCUUCCUCCCUCUCUGAGCUCAGACUGUGAGACUCCAAAGCCCAGCAAUGGAGUCGUAGUUAACCAUGAGCCUGCCAAUAGCCCCACCUGCUGUCAGCAACUCAGGGUGAUCCCCAAGGUGACCAAGCACCUCCUGUCAAAUCCCGUAUUCACCUGCAUCGUCCUGGCAGCCUGUAUGGAGAUCGCUGUCGUAGCCGGCUUUGCAGCCUUUCUGGGGAAAUACCUCGAGCAGCAGUUCAACCUCACCACCACCUCUGCAAAUCAGCUGUUAGGUAUGACUGCUAUUCCAUGUGCAUGUUUGGGGAUCUUCAUGGGUGGUCUGCUGGUGAAGAAGCUGAACUUAUCAGCGCUAGGAGCAAUCCGAAUGGCCAUGCUGGUCAACCUGCUAUCCACCGCUUGCUACGUCUCCUUUCUGUUCCUCGGCUGUGACACGGGUCCCGUCGCGGGAGUGACUGUCCCGUACGGCAAUGAGACACUACAGCAGGGCAUGAAGCCAGAUGCUCAGUGCAACAGUCACUGCAACUGCUUCACCUCCUCCAUCAGCCCUGUGUGCGGCUCCAACGGCAUCACCUACCUGUCCGCCUGCUUCGCCGGCUGCACCCGCACAGGGAUCUCUCAGACCACAUCCAACAUUUCUCAGAACCUGACCGGCUGCGCCUGUAUAGCCGCAGAAAAUGAAUUUGCCACGGCGGUUCCAGGGAAAUGCCCGAUGCCGGGGUGUCAGCAGGCUUUCCUCAUCUUCCUGUGUGUGAUUUGUGUCUGCAGCCUGGUUGGAGCUAUGGCCCAGACUCCCUCUGUCAUCAUCCUAAUCAGGACCGUGAGCCCUGAACUGAAAUCAUACGCGCUCGGUGUGCUGUUCCUUUUGCUACGACUCCUUGGAUUCAUCCCCCCUCCUCUGAUCUUCGGUGCUGGGAUCGACUCCACUUGCCUUUUCUGGAGUUCAGACUGCGACAAAAAGGGGGCCUGCCUGCUGUAUGACAACUCCAGUUACAGGCACCUCUACGUCAGCCUGGCUAUCAUUCUCAAGGGCGUCGCCUUCCUCCUGUACUCCACCACGUGGUAUUGCUUGCGGCGGAAUUAUAAGAAGUACAUCAAAAGCCACGAGGGCCACAUGACGCCGACUGAGUUUUACCCAUCUCUCACCGACGGCCCCAAACUCGUCGACAGGACGAAGUUUAUAUACAACCUCGAGGACCACGAGUUUUGCGAAAAUAUGGAGUCUGUUUUAUAAUUUGUAAAGCAAAAAAAAAAAAAGACAAUGUGGACAUUUAAAUUACUAUUUUAGGAUUUUUUUUCUUCUUUCUUGAAAGGUUAAAA
This is a messenger RNA of Archocentrus centrarchus (flier cichlid), 2682 nucleotides long. RefSeq names its product solute carrier organic anion transporter family member 3A1a (gene slco3a1a). NCBI's taxonomy places the organism in Eukaryota, Metazoa, Chordata, Actinopteri, Cichliformes, Cichlidae. The transcript has 10 exons. Bases 485 to 2596 code for a protein of 703 amino acids. Gene Ontology annotation, biological process: prostaglandin transport; transmembrane transport; sodium-independent organic anion transport. Gene Ontology annotation, cellular component: basolateral plasma membrane. Gene Ontology annotation, molecular function: protein binding. The record is from RefSeq and is a predicted model, not a curated record.